CCCGCGCCGCCAUUUUGUAGACACGCGGGGGAGCCGCGCCGGGCCCCGCUCGCCGCCCUCAGAGUAAUCAGCCAAAAUGACGAACACAAAGGGGAAGAGGAGGGGGACGCGUUACAUGUUUUCAAGGCCAUUCCGCAAGCAUGGCGUUGUCCCUCUGGCCACCUACAUGCGCAUCUACAAGAAGGGCGACAUUGUUGAUAUCAAGGGUAUGGGCACCGUUCAACAAGGGAUGCCGCACAAAUGUUACCACGGCAAGACGGGGCGGGUAUAUAACGUUACUCAGCAUGCUGUGGGCAUCAUUGUGAACAAGAAGGUUAAGGGCAAGAUUCUUGCCAAGAGAAUUAAUGUGCGUAUUGAGCAUAUUAAACAUUCAAAGAGCAGGGACAGCUUCCUGCAGCGUGUGAAAGAGAAUGAAAGGAAGAAAAAGGAAGCAAAAGAAAAAGGCAUCUGGGUUCAGCUGAAACGUCAGCCGGCUCCGCCAAGGGAAGCACACUUUGUGAGAACCAAUGGCAAGGAGCCAGAGCUGCUGGAGCCAAUUCCAUAUGAAUUCAUGGCAUAAUGUAUGUUUAAAAAAAAAACUAAAUUAAAAAUUUGGUUUUGGACACGUAUAUGUGGUGGUUUGCUGAUUUCUUUCAAUAUUUCUUGAAACAGAUGCUUCAGAAAACCUACACUUCAUUUUACAGGUUACUUGCUUGACUUGCCUCGCRUGGUGCUAGGUUGCUAGAUAAUCUGCAGCUCUUGCUCAUCUCCUUGGUCAUUUAUGUAGACUAUAAAUCUYGGACACUGAAAUUUGCUAGUGCUCAAUGAUGAUCAUCCCUCGUCGAUUACCUCCUGAGGUAAUGUGAGAGGACAUGGAAUAUUUCACCGGCGAACUGAGAGCACGUACAAGGCUUGUACAGUGUAAUUUCAGGAUUUAUUUUUCUAUGGAAAUAGAGAUAACAGGCUUCAGAUCUCACUUCUGAUAAAGCUUUGGUUAAAGGACUUAGAUUAAAACAAAGGAACAUUUGAUUCACAGUUUAUAAAAUUCUUUUGAGAUGAUUGUGGGUGUGCUUUAGUGUACCAUUAUUGUAACCCCUAAGAGUGUCCUCAGGCCAGGAAACAUUAGGAAAAAGUAUUAGUUGAGAAACAAAUUUCUGCAUUCAAAACGGUCUCUCCUUUUAUGUUUAUUGUAAUCAGCCUGCAUAGCUGAAUACUUGGAUUUUGUGUGGAAAAGGUAAUUGGGUGUCUCCAAGUAUUUAUUGUAAUGCUUUCUUUGUGCUCGUUGAUACCAUAGGAAACUGAUCCCAGUGCUGCCUGCCCAGUGUUUCAGCUCGCUACUUACAGACUCUUCCUUUAGUUUUUGGGGGCAGUGGAUGAAACCGUGUAAAGGUUACUAAGGAAACUGCCAAGGUUACUUGCUCAAUUAACGUUGAAAAUGCAUAAGCWGAACAUAACUCUUGGGAUAAGGAUGACAUCUUCUGUUCCUAGGUGUGAUGUGAAGCACUGCUUAGCUUCCUCAAGUAAGUGAUGCUGAACUAAUCUCCACAUGGGUAAAAUCCUAAGAAAGCUGGUGACCUGGAGCAUUUUGUAGGUACUGGCUAUUGAAAACURUUGAAAUAAUCUGCUGUAGAAAAACUGGUUUGGGAGUAAGAAAUGGAGAGGUGCUAAGGCUUGAUUUUUCCCUUAAUUGUAGAGCUGCUCUAAGCAGAAGUAUAAAASUGUAGGUAUUUGAUUGCUUCUAAGUGAAGGAAUUAAGCCUAGUUCACAGUUGUUUGACCCUGGAUUAUGGUGCUCAUGGAAUGUAGUGCCUAGAUAUAGAAAUCAUCCUGUGCCUCGGCCUGUCACUGCAGGACAAGAGGCUUUGAGCACCAGAAGCUCUUAGACCCAUGAGCAGGUGCUGCAGUUGCUGUUUCUCCAGACACUCAUUUCAGGAGCUGGAGCUGUGGGAAUGACUUAGACUUGGAAACUGCCUUGACAAGGUGGACCAGGCUCAUCUGUGAUACCAGGGACACUUUUUGAAUCUUGGCAUCCUAUG
Messenger RNA from Nothoprocta perdicaria, 2014 nucleotides. It is a transcript of the gene RPL21, whose product is annotated as ribosomal protein L21. Gene Ontology annotation, molecular function: structural constituent of ribosome. Gene Ontology annotation, biological process: translation. The coding region runs from base 77 to 559 and encodes 160 amino acids. The transcript is spliced from 6 exons. NCBI's taxonomy places the organism in Eukaryota, Metazoa, Chordata, Aves, Tinamiformes, Tinamidae. The record is from RefSeq and is a predicted model, not a curated record. Gene Ontology annotation, cellular component: cytosolic large ribosomal subunit; ribosome.